AUGAAUCAACAAAUACAACAACAAAAACAACAACAACAAACCAAUGAUGAAGAUGAUGACAUAUUAUCAAAUGUAUUUUCAAAUACAUCAUUUAUAGUUGAUCCGGAUUCUAAUUUUAAAAAAGAAGAAAAUACAAGAUUAAAACAAUAUAAAUCAAUAAAUUCAAAUCAACAUGAAAAGAGAAUUCAAUACUUUUUAGAUAGACAAAAAGAAAAGAGAAGAAGCUUAUUAUCACAUGUUAGACAAUUAAUUACAUUACCAACAAAUGAUACUUCAAUUGAAAUUAAUACAAAUACUAAUACUACUACUAAUAGUAAUAAUAAUAUUAAUAAUAAUGAUGAUGUUUCAAUGAAUGAAGAUGAAAAUAUUUAUGAUAAUAGUAAUAAUAAUAAUAGUAAAAAUAAUAAUAAUAAUAAUAAUAAUAAUAAAAAAGAUAAAUUUAAAGAAAUUAAUAAAAAAAAACAACAAAAUAAAUCAACUAAACAAGAUUUAUUAUAUUCAAAUCAUUUAAUGUUAGCAGAGGGUAUGGUACAUAUACCAAUUACUUUAGAGAGAGAAUGGUAUUGUGUACCUGUACCACUUGGAUAUCGUUGUUUAGUAAUCUCACAGAAUGAUUGGACAAUAGUUAGAUCAGCAGAGAAUGGUCAAGUUUUAAAGAGAUUUAAAAGUUUAUUACCAUUUGGUAGUGAAGAAUCAAGAGAAUCAUGUCCACCCCAAAAUCAGCAUUGUAUAUUAGAUUGCAUAUUUCAAGAUACUGAAAAUACCUUUUACAUUUUAGAUAUCCUAUCUUGGAAAGGUUAUAUAUUAUAUGAUUGUGAUACUGAAUUUAGAUUCUUUUGGAGGGAUUCGAAAUUAUUAGAAUCAAAGUUACAUCAAGGUCAACAAACAAAACAAAAAGAAAAUCAAAUAGAAAAAGAAAAUGAAAAUGAAAAUCAAGAAGAAAAAGAGGUUACAUUUUUAUCAAUACCAUAUUUUAGUUCAAAGGUUGAUUCAUUAGAACAAAUUAAAUUUGACUAUUUAUUAAAAAGAAAUAAUGCCAACACUGAUAAACAAAUUUUACAAUAUAAAACCGAAUUUUUAUUAUUUUAUCAUAAAUCAUCACAUUACGAAUUUGGUACAACUCCUUUAUUUUGUUCUUUAGCUAUUGAAUAUAUUGAUACCGUUAUUGAAGUUUUAAAUUAUAGAAAUCAAUAUGGUACAGAGGAGGAGGAGCAAGAAGAAGAAGAACAAGAAGAAAAAUAUCAACAAGAAAAAGAACAGAUUGAAAAUAAUUAUAGUUUUAAUAGUAGUGAUAAUGACUAUGAAAUGAAUAAAUAA
Molecule: messenger RNA, 1317 nt
Organism: Dictyostelium discoideum AX4
Lineage: Eukaryota; Evosea; Eumycetozoa; Dictyosteliales; Dictyosteliaceae
Exons: 1
Coding region: 1-1317 (438 amino acids)
Biological process (GO): snRNA import into nucleus
Cellular component (GO): cytoplasm; nucleus
Source: RefSeq, a predicted model, not a curated record